CACCCCUGCCACUGCCUUGUUCCCCCAAAACUACACCACACUUGCUCCCCACACACCGUUGGGGGUGCCCCAGCAGUGCAGCCCACGGAGGCCCUCCUCUGUCUGUGCUUCAGCACCCCUGGCUAUACUCAGGGCUGAGCAGGCACAGGCAAGCACUGCAGGUUAUGAGUACAUCUGAUGGUACAGGGAAAGGGGCUUUCAUCAAACCCAAAAGAAAUGCAGCUACAUAAGUAACUGUUGUCUGUGAUAAUACCUUCACCUUUUGCUUUUUACUGCAAGAAUUAUCUAUCCCAGAUAAUAGCUGGGAAGAGAAAGAUCUGAACACCCUGUUCUGGAUUGCAGGUUUCUGCUGUCAUGCCUGGAGUGAGGAUGCCUAGAGUGUGUAGCCACCAAGGGCACUGCAGGAGCAUGAGAAGCUGAAAGUAUGGAGAUCUGCAUUAGGAUGAGUUCCAUAACCUCCACAGCUUGGUACAGCCAUGGGAGGAAUGUAGAGCUGAGUGGUCACAAGAGAAAAUAAGUAGCCAAGGAUUCGUGGUUGCUGAGCCUGAUGUAACUGCACAGAUGGACCAAGAAGAAGAACAAGAUCCUGAGGCCUCAGAGGAGACACACAUGGGUGAGGAAUAAGUUAGAUCAGAUUAUAAAGACAGAGCAAGCAAAAUGCUUUCUGAAUUACUUCAGCAGCCAUUUUAUUUCAUGCAGCUCAUAUUAAGACCUCUUUUCCCCUCAGGGCAGGCAGACAGCCUUUGACAGCCUGCUGUUAAGAGUAUGUAUAGGAAGACGGAGUAUUAGGAAGACAAGAUGUGAAGAUUUCUUGGGGGCAAGGAGACACCUGUAGCAUAGCCUUUGGCUCUACUGUUUGUGGCACGUCAGUCUUCCUUUUACUGCUCCUCCUACAUAGUGCAGAUGAGGCUUCCUAGGGUAACAGCUUGCCCGUUCUCUGCUGUGCCACUCCCCACCAAGAAUCACAGUUACAGUUAUACUUUUCUUCCAGAUGAUGAGCUAGGUCCCCUUCCAGAUCACCUUGCAAGCACAGAUCUGCAGGAUGUGUUGGCAGUGGGAUCCAGGGGAGGAGAGGAACAGUUGGGAAACAGCCAUGGAAGUCGGCAUGAUUCCGCAGGAGCUCAGCAAGGUGACUGUGAGGAAGAAGGGGUGACUAAGCUGCCUUCUUCUAAUAUCAGCCUGGUAAAAGAAUGGGACAGAAGGACAUCAGCAGCCUCACAGGGCACUCCUUGUGCAGGGCUACCCACCGUCCGCUCUGAGUGCGGCAAGGGCUUCAGUCGGAGCAUCCAUCUCAUCCAGCACCAGCGAAUGCACACUGGGGAGCGCCCCUUCCUGUGCGGAGAGUGUGGCAAGGGCUUCAGCCAGAGCUCCCAUCUCAUCCAGCACCAGCGGGUCCACACGGGCCAGAAACCCUACACCUGUGCUGAGUGUGGGAAGAGCUUCAGCCAGAGCUCUAACCUCCUUAAGCACCAGCGCAUCCACACCGGGCUCAAGCCUUACAUGUGCAGCGAGUGUGGCAAGAUCUUCAGUGACAGCUCCACCUGCAUCAAGCACCAGCGCAUGCACACAGGUGAGCGGCCCUACAAGUGCCCAGCCUGUGGGAAAAGCUUCAGCCAACACUCCCAUCUCCUUCAGCACCAGCGAACCCAUGAUGGCAUUCGGCCUUACGCCUGUGGGCAGUGUGGCAAACAUUUUGGGCAGAGCUCUGACCUCAUUAACCACACUCGUACCCACACUGGUGAGAAGCCUUACAAAUGCAGCCAGUGUGGCCGGGGCUUCAGUGGCAACUCCAACCUCAUCAAGCAUACCCGUAUCCACACUGGGGAGCAGCCGUACCACUGCACCCAGUGUGGGGAGAGCUUUCGUUUCCAGCCCCAGCUGGUGCGCCACCAGAAGCACCACACGGACUAGCUGGUGGAGUGGAGAAAGCUUUGUGGACCACAGGCAGCUACCUGGUGUUGGGAAGAUGCACAGCUGCUCCCUGGACACCUCAUAUGGGACAUGAGUUUUGUGGAAGGGAGCCGUCAGAGCCUUGUCCCCUUGUGUUCUGGGUAGCUCUGAGCACUGUCCAGGCACUUCAGCAGAGGGAGGCUGCUGCAAAACAAGCUGUGUUCACUGUGAUGCAGAGGUUAUUCUGAGCCCCUCUCUUGGGGAUAGGGAGAGGAAAGGUGCUUAUAUUUUACGGUAUAUUCAAGGCCAGAGAAGAGACCAUAGGACUGGUGUCUUUCUCUGUUAUUUCUAGCAGGGAAUGGUUUUUACCCCAGUAAAAAAGAGCUAAAAUCUGUACCUGUUUGCUGUACAAGCUGCCUGGGUUUUACCACAUGGUAAGGCCACAGCCUGGGAUGAUCACUCCCUUUAGAAUCCGCAUUUCUCACUUGUCAGUGGUCUUGGGUUUGGGUGACAUUAGUACCUAUUUAUUUUAAAGUCCCACAAGACUGCUGCGUGCCUCAGCAUACAUGUGCUUUCUUGGGAUGUCAUCUAUGGAGCAGUAUUUUUGCUGAGUUGUAUAGUUGUUACAUUGACAGUUCCACAAAUGACAGCUUACUCCUCAGUAUUAAUUAAGUAAAUUAACAUCCUUACGGGUAUUUCUCUCAGAUUCUUGUUUAGGUACUUUUGUGGGUGGCACUUUAUGAAUGCUUUUUAUAAGGCUCCUAAAAGUAUUUAGGAUUACUUUUUUGAUUGUGGUGGUCUAAUUGUCAGUUGAUGAGCAGAAGAAGGAUGACAUUUGAAAAAUAAGCUACGUCAAACUUUGAUUUUAUAUUAAAUGUUAAACAUUUU
Pezoporus flaviventris is the source of this 2778-nucleotide messenger RNA. Its product is annotated as zinc finger protein 70-like. Bases 904 to 1911 code for a protein of 335 amino acids. Gene Ontology annotation, molecular function: chromatin insulator sequence binding; RNA polymerase II cis-regulatory region sequence-specific DNA binding; DNA-binding transcription factor activity. Gene Ontology annotation, cellular component: chromosome. Lineage: Eukaryota; Metazoa; Chordata; Aves; Psittaciformes; Psittacidae. Gene Ontology annotation, biological process: regulation of transcription by RNA polymerase II. The transcript has 2 exons. The record is from RefSeq and is a predicted model, not a curated record.